AGUGGCCAGCAUGAUCUUCCAGUGGUUCUGGCUGGGCCCCUGAGAUGGCUUGUUUGGCAACUUAAAAAGAAACAAAUUCUCCAAUCAAAAAAUGACCUGGUCCUCAAAUAUCACUGAACCAGUGAAGGAGAACCUGAUGCUAAUGAGAUUGGCACUUCAAAAGCAAAUCUUCUGGAAUGACGGACCCAUUUCAGUGCUGAGGAACCAGAGAAGAACGAGGAGAGACUGAGUGGCUAGGAUAACAAAUCCCUGGACACUCAUGCAUUCUCCAAGUCGGCUGUGUUCUUCACCUUGACCAUUUGAAAAAGAUUGCAAAUUGACGCUUGGUGUGGUCUCUGUGGUGACAGUGCCUGCUCUUCUCAAAACCGUCAUUUGGAAGCCCAGGAGAAACGAGAGGACCCUUUCUACUGCUUUUCUUGGAUAUUUCUGGAUGUGAUUACAUCUCAUUGAGAAGUUCCCACUUCUAUCGACAGACAAGGAAAAGGCUUACAGCACUUCAGCUCACCACACCAACAGGACCUGAAGACCGAAUUUUUCUUGCUUGCUUUGGAGUCAGCUAAGCAGAAGUUCACAAGGUCACUGACAAGAAAACUUUGCAUGACAGAUGAGCACUUGCUCCCUGAAAGAGAUGUCUGACAGCCACAGCAGUCCUCUCCUGCCACAGACCCUUCCAAGCAGAUACGCCCUCUACGAGGCAGAGCCCAGCAGCCCUACCUGGCCCUCAGGCUCCCAGGAUACACACCCAGCCCUGCCCUUGCUGGAAAUGCCUGAAGAAAAGGUUCUCCGACCAUCUGAUGAAGAUAGUCACAUUGUGAAAAUCGAAAAGCCCAGUGAGAGGAGUAAAAGGAGAGAAAGUGAGGUCCCCCACCGGGGCCCUGCUGGCCAGAGAGGCUUCAGCCUCUUCCAAGCAGUGGGGUACCUCACAGGUGAAAUGAAAGAAUGCAGGGACUGGCUGAAAGAUAAGCCCCUGGCCCUGCAGUUCAUCGACUGGAUCCUCAGGGGCACUGCGCAGGUUAUGUUCGUCAACAACCCUCUCAGUGGCUUCAUCAUUGUUAUAGGACUUCUGAUCCAGAAUCCCUGGUGGACAAUUACUGGGGUUCUGGGGACAGUAGUCUCAACUUUAACUGCUCUUGCCUUAAGCCAGGACAGGUCAGCCAUCGCCUCAGGACUCUGUGGCUACAACGGCAUGCUGGUGGGACUGCUGGUGGCCUUGUCCUCUGAGAAGUUAGACUACUACUGGUGGCUUCUGUUUCCUGUGGUCUUUACAACCAUGGCCUGCCCAGUUGUUUCUAGCGCCUUGAGUUCCAUCCUCAGCAAGUGGGACCUACCAGUCUUCACACUGCCCUUCAACAUUACACUGACCCUGUACCUGGCAGCCACAGGCCAUUACAACCUCUUCUUCCCUACAACACUGGUGGAACCUAUGUCUUCAGUACCAAAUAUCACUUGGACAGAGAUUGAAAUGCCCUUGCUGUUACAAGCCAUCCCUGCCGGGGUGGGUCAGGUGUAUGGCUGUGACAAUCCCUGGACUGGCGGCCUAAUCCUGGUGGCUCUAUUCAUCUACUCACCACUCAUCUGCUUGCAUGCAGCCAUUGGGUCAAUUGUGGGGAUGCUGGCAGCCCUAACAGUGGCCACACCCUUCGAGACUAUCUACAUGGGCCUCUGGGGCUACAACUGCGUCCUCUCUUGCAUCGCCAUCGGGGGCAUGUUCUAUGCCCUCACCUGGCAGACCCACCUGCUGGCCCUUGUCUGCACCCUCUUCUGUGCAUACAUGGGAGCGGCUCUCUCCAACCUGAUGGCAGUGGUUGGUGUGCUGCCAGGCACCUGGGCCUUCUGCCUCUCUUCCCUUAUCUUCCUGCUCCUGACAACUAACAACCCUGCCAUCUACAAACUCCCACUCAGCAAGGUCACCUACCCAGAGGCCAACCGCAUCUACUACCUGACAAUGAGAAACCCUGAAGAAGCGAAGUCUCCCAGCGGCGGUGGUGAAGAGAACCCCCGUACGGUGGGCCAGAAGGCAGAGGAGGGUACAGAGGCUGUGCUCCCCAGGCGCAGGAGUGUGUUCCACAUCGAGUGGUCAUCUGUUCGGAGGAGGAGCAAAGUGUUCGGAAAAGGCGAAAGCCAGGAGAGGCAGACCAAAGAGCCUUUUCCCUAUCUGUACCAGAAGCCAACCGUGGAGCUGCUGGAUCUGGACACCAUGGAGGAAAGCUCUGAGAUAAAGGUGGAAGCUGCUGUGCCCAAGACGUCCUGGAUCCAAAGUUCCAUGGCUGCCGGGGGAAAGAGGGUCAGCCAAGCCCUCAGCUACAUCACAGGAGAGAUGAAGGAAUGUGGGGAGGGACUUAAAGACAAGUCACCAGUGUUCCAGUUUCUCGACUGGGUGCUCCGGGGCAUAUCUCAGGUGAUGUUCGUGAACAACCCACUCAGUGGCAUCCUCAUCGUCAUUGGCCUCUUUAUCCAGAACCCCUGGUGGGCCAUCUCAGGCUGCCUGGGCACCAUCGUGUCCACCUUGACAGCACUUUUGCUGAGCCAGGACAAGUCAGCCAUUGCAGCAGGACUCCAUGGCUACAACGGGGUCCUUGUGGGGCUGCUGAUGGCUGUGUUUUCAGACAAGGGCAACUACUAUUGGUGGCUUCUGCUCCCAGUCAUCGUCAUGUCCAUGACUUGCCCGGUCCUCUCCAGCGCUCUGAGCACCAUCUUCAGCAAGUGGGACCUGCCAGUCUUCACGCUGCCCUUCAACAUCGCCGUGACGCUGUACCUGGCAGCCACGGGUCACUACAACCUCUUCUUCCCCACAACGCUGCUGCGGCCUGCAUCCUCUGUGCCCAAUGUCACCUGGUCGGAGAUCCAAGUGCCCUUGCUUUUGAGAGCCAUCCCUGUCGGAGUCGGUCAAGUGUACGGCUGUGACAACCCUUGGACUGGAGGCAUUUUCCUCGUAGCUCUGUUCAUAUCUUCACCCCUGAUUUGCUUGCAUGCUGCAAUUGGAUCCACCAUGGGGAUCUUAGCAGCACUCAGCAUCGCCACGCCCUUUGACUCCAUCUACUUCGGCCUGUGUGGCUUCAACAGCAGCCUGGCAUGCAUCGCCAUCGGAGGCAUGUUCUACGUCCUCACCUGGCAGACGCACAUCCUUGCCAUCGCCUGCGCUCUGUUCACAGCCUACCUGGGCACUGCUCUGGCCAAUAUACUGUCUGUGUUUGGAUUACCAUCCUGCACCUGGCCCUUCUGCCUCUCAGCACUCACCUUCCUGCUCCUGACGACCAAUAAUCCUGCCAUCUACAAGCUCCCGCUUAGCAAAGUCACCUACCCGGAGGCCAAUCGCACCUACUACCUGUCACAGGAGAGGAACAGAAGGGCAUCAACCAUCACAAAGUACCAGGCUUACGAUGUCUCCUAAGUUGUCUUUUCCAAAACAUGUCACUCUAUAUGCAGCUAUCAGCAAGCUAUCUGGGUCCCCAGGCUAAAGGCUGCCUAACCUCCCCCUCUGUCUGUUCUGUGAUUUGCCCCAAGCACAGGGAAAUGUGUGUGGUCAGCAUUAGGGAACUGUCUAAGAUGACCUAGUUCAGACUUCAUUCUUAUCAUCCAUCCCUAGCCCCAUGAAAGCUCCUCUUUGACAGGAACUUUUCCUGUUCUGUGAAAGAAUCUUCAUUCCCAAGGAAAUGUCACCAAGAAUGGGACAGAAAUGGCUGACAUUCCUGCCAGCUUGGUCAUUUAGUAUAGCAAAGCAUAGUGCUGGGAAAUGUCCAUUGGCCUGGAAGGCAAGAGGGCUGAUCCCCCCCAGCUGCACCACGAAUGGAGCCCAACAGCCACAGGCCACACUUCCGGCUUCAGCAUCUCUGCCUGGACGUCUCCUUGGCAGGAAUUUCUUCAUGACAGGGAGGGACUUAGGUCCCUUCUACCUCAGAAGUGUUGGUUCUUCUCGUCUCCUAUAACCUGAUCAAAUCAGCAUAAUCAGAAAGUGAUUGCCUGGAAUCCAGAAACAGAAGACAGUGCAGCCUACAAAAGGGCAGGAAAGGGCUGCUGCUCUCUGCAGGUUUAUUUUGAGGUCAUGGAAGAUGAUUGGCUCCAGAUUGUGGUCAGGAGCCAAAACCUACCGAAAAUGUCACUAUGCCUUCCUUUACAUAACUGAAAUACUUCCAGAAGUGUCAUAAGGGCAAAACUGAUCUUUCUCAUCAUUAUAACCACAUUGUAAACAAGUGUCUUUCCUUUUACAACAUUCAUAAUUACACGCUCAUUAAACUCUUUAAAUUUGCAA
This is a messenger RNA of Octodon degus (degu), 4249 nucleotides long. RefSeq names its product solute carrier family 14 member 2 (gene Slc14a2). The record is from RefSeq and is a predicted model, not a curated record. The transcript has 22 exons. Bases 605 to 3391 code for a protein of 928 amino acids. Lineage: Eukaryota; Metazoa; Chordata; Mammalia; Rodentia; Octodontidae. Gene Ontology annotation, biological process: urea transmembrane transport. Gene Ontology annotation, cellular component: membrane. Gene Ontology annotation, molecular function: urea transmembrane transporter activity.